GGUUCUACCCGUUGCAAUCCGAUAUCAGGAAAGAAAACGAAAUUUUACAAUAAAACCCGAUAUACAUAAAUAACGGAAACUACUAUACAAUAGUGCUUAUGCACUACACAGUCAUGAAAGUAAAAUAUUAAAAAAUGUAUAAUUUUAAAAUUUUUUUUGUAGGAUAUGGAGUUGGAUACCAAAGAAGAUGCUAAUAAGUCACCUUGUUUAAUUCGUCAUGAGCCUCCAUGGAUGAAUGGGGUGAAAAUGGAUGCAAAUACAAUAUUCCGUUAUCAGAUUGAACCCACUAAUAUGGAAGAAGUGUUGAGGAAAGAUUUAGAAGUAUUACAAUCAAUGCAGCAGCCUAAAUUAGUAAAUCAACAAUUAGAAUAUUUACAAUCUGAUUUAGAAGAUGAAAUUAAUUCCAAUUGUAAUGGUAUGAGAUUAGGAUUUAAUACAACUGAAGAUGACAUGAAUGAGGAUGUGGAAGCUAAGGAAGAAAAUAUUCUGCAUUUAAUUACUGGGGAUAUGUAAAUAUUCAAAAGCUGUUUAAAAAAAUCCACAGAGAUGAUUACUCCAUCUAAAUGAAUAACUAAACAUCAAAACUGGAUUUAGCUUUACCUCAGCAAAUUUAAAUAUAUUAUUAAUCAAUUUUCAUACAUGUUGAAGAGAAACUAAGAAGUUAAAUUAAUCACAAGUAUAUAUAUAUGUAUGCACAUAUUUAUAUAUACUAAAGGUUUAUUUUUAAAAUGAUUAAAAGUAAUUGAUAUAAUAUAUAUAAAUUUUAUAAAUAAUUUUGAAAUCUUUUAACUUUUUUAGAUAAAUUACUUUUUAAAAAAGAAAUAAGGGUUUUUCUGUAUACAAUAAUGUAGAUAAUACUUUAAAACAUUAUCUUAGAUAUAUUAUCAUGAUAAUGAGGAGUUUUUAU
Centruroides sculpturatus (bark scorpion) is the source of this 907-nucleotide messenger RNA. RefSeq lists its product as uncharacterized. Gene Ontology annotation, cellular component: nucleus; cytoplasm. The transcript is spliced from 3 exons. NCBI's taxonomy places the organism in Eukaryota, Metazoa, Arthropoda, Arachnida, Scorpiones, Buthidae. The record is from RefSeq and is a predicted model, not a curated record. Gene Ontology annotation, molecular function: transcription cis-regulatory region binding; transcription corepressor binding. Gene Ontology annotation, biological process: negative regulation of transcription by RNA polymerase II; entrainment of circadian clock by photoperiod; circadian regulation of gene expression. The coding region runs from base 166 to 513 and encodes 115 amino acids.